Molecule: messenger RNA, 186 nt
Organism: Racocetra fulgida
Lineage: Eukaryota; Fungi; Glomeromycota; Glomeromycetes; Diversisporales; Gigasporaceae
Source: the annotation of a GenBank genome assembly
AUAUUAGUGAGUUUGUUUAUAACUCGUUGAUUUCUCUGGAAGAGACCAAUGAAUUUUAUGAAGGUGAUAAUGUUGAAUUAGUUAUCAGUUUUGAUGUUGAGUUGUCCUCUUUUAUUAAUAUUAUAUUAGAUGAGGAUAAAGAAAAUUUUAACAAUAAUGAAAAAAUUUACCUUGAAGUUGCCUAUC